This is a messenger RNA of Fonsecaea nubica, 1632 nucleotides long. RefSeq lists its product as hypothetical. The transcript has a single exon. The record is from RefSeq and is a predicted model, not a curated record. NCBI's taxonomy places the organism in Eukaryota, Fungi, Ascomycota, Eurotiomycetes, Chaetothyriales, Herpotrichiellaceae. The coding region runs from base 1 to 1632 and encodes 543 amino acids.
AUGGACCUGAUCGAUGCAUGUAACCGGAUAAAGGAUGCUUAUGUUGACGAAUUGGCCACAAACAGCGCUUUGAUCUUUGACACCUGGAGGUACUUGACCCGCGUUUUGCAGACCGGUCUCUUCAUUAUCACUGAAGAUGGACCUGCACAAGAAAAGGCAGGACACAGUGUGGCCUCACAGCCGCAAGUGGUCUCCUGGCCCAACGGCAGUGGUUGCAAUAUCAGCCCGCCAUCCUCUCAUGUUGCUCCUGCCUGCGCAAGCCAUACGCUACCGCAACCAACACUGCCUCGCCCUGAAUGUUCCAUUGUCCCUGUUCCGGGACAGAAGCCCAUCUCGAAGCUUUCCCGUCGAGACAGGGCACUCAGAAACGUCCAACAUAACGCCCAAAAACGCGAGAAAAUCCUUACUAAGACCAACAUCAGCAGAAUUCUCUCUCGGCGGAUCACGGAAAAUCCAGCAGCUCGUGCCAGUGGCGAUUUAGCAGGAAGAAAACGACAUGACCUUGACCGAAUUGCGUUCUUUCUGGAGGGGUUCUUCGGAGCAAUAUAUCUCACCGAGAGAUAUGAAUCCUUCAGAGAAAAAUCGCGUGAGGAGAAUAAUGAAUGGAGAAAGGGAGGAAAGCCUAAGCAUGUGUACGAUGAAUUUGCCGAAUGUGAAGGUAUAAUCGAUUCGAACCUUCCGCGCAUUCUCAGACUUGGAGAGGUCUUGCUGGCGGUAUGGUCUUCCCGUGACCAUGCUCUUCUCCUCUUAUUUGACCAGCUUUCUACAUUGCGUGAAUUGAGCGUUAAAGACGCGGAGAGCCUUGUUCUAUCGUUGCACGAUGAGCCUUCAGUGGUGGAAAUUACCAGAACGCUGAACACUUCGGUCGAAAAAGCAUAUUGUCAAUACCGAGAGCUUAACGAAAACCUCUGCACCGCCGAAAGUAGGGCAGUCAUGGUGGACGCGAUCAAUACAAUUAUGGCAGACAAAUAUGCAAACCGCAUUGAUGAGAGCGAAAAUGAAGAGUUUUCUACUGCAACCGCUGCUCUUCCCGACCCUCUGGGUUCACUACCAUCACAUCAGACCUCAGUACAACUUGGGGACCCUAGUCAUGUCGGUGUCGUCGAUGAACAUGCCGGUGCAGGGAUGGAGUCGUUAGUUGCGGCUGCUCUUCACUCCCAGCAUCUGCAACAUGACUUUACUAACACACCGAAAAUCAUUGCAGAGAACUCGCCUGAGAUGGGUUUAUUCGAUCAACUUCUACAUCAAUCAGAAAGUAAUCGGCAGCAACUGUAUGUGCUAGAUGAUAUUUCGAAUGGUAGGGAGCCGCCACGUAAGCGUCUUUGCCUAGGUCACCCGAUCAAUGGAAACACCGCCGUGCCUACGCAGAACUCCGAGUCUCAGACAGCCAUAAUCGACAGUUUGACGUCGAUCGCCGUCCAGGGACGCCUUCAUUCGAGUCAGACGAUAACUCCUCCUGCGAACACUAUGAGCUUCCCAAGGACCUCGAUGUCUUUGCAGCAGAAUGAUGCGCUAGAAGACACGAGCCAAGAUGUCAAUGCCUAUAACUGGGACGACUGGAUAAGGGAUCCUGACCUUUUGAUCGAGCUCGAACUCUCCCUUCCUGCCAGCCACACGGACCAUUGGGCAUGA